Messenger RNA from Gregarina niphandrodes, 1490 nucleotides. RefSeq names its product coronin. Gene Ontology annotation, molecular function: protein binding. The annotation marks the transcript as partial. Lineage: Eukaryota; Apicomplexa; Conoidasida; Eugregarinorida; Gregarinidae. The transcript has 3 exons. The record is from RefSeq and is a predicted model, not a curated record.
AUGCAUUCAGGCAAACGACAUAUCGCUCGAAACGUUUUGGGGGCGGUAUGGAAGGAUAAGUUCACUGGCAUUCAGGUACCUAAAAAGACCAAUGACGGAGCGUCUUUGGCUGCGAGUACUGAUUUUAUUGCAAGUUGCUGGGAAUCUGGCGGUGGUGGAACUGUUUGUGUAAUUGGCGUCGAUCAAAUAGGUGAAAGAAGGCAGAAGCAGUGUUUUUUCCGUGGCCAUACUGGCGCGAUCCAAGAUAUUCAAUUCUGCCCGUUCUACAGCGCGAUUUUUGCGACAGCAUCUGAAGACAGUACAGUAAAGUUAUGGGACUGCGGAAGCAUGUGGUCGUCGGAAGAGGAGCCGCGACAAGAUCCCGUGGCAACCUUGAAGGGUCAUGACAAACGCGUCUGCUUUAGUGUCUUCAACCAUGUGGCAGAGUGGGUACUGGCAACGGGCGCGAUAGAUUGCACAGCACGAGUCUGGGAUUUGGAGGUUCAAGCACCAAUUCUCACGCAGUCUUUUUCCAGCCAUCCGGUUGGGAUGCGCUGGGACGCGUCAGCGAGCCUGUUGGCGGUAGCAACCAAAGCCCGUGAGAUUUGCAUUUGGGAUCCCCGGGGCCAAGCGUUCGUGACUGAACCAAUUCAAGCGCAUGAGGGUGCCAAGCCUGUGAGAUUGGAGUGGUCCUCUGGCUCCAGAGGAAUUGGGGACCAUUAUGUGAUUUCUACGGGCUUCAGCAAGACGGCAGAACGCCAAUUACGCCUAUGGGACACGCGCCGAAUGUCGACUCACGUUGCGGAAGCUGAGCUCGACCGUUCAGCUGCAAUCCUUCAGCCUUACUUUGACCCAGGCACUGGGCUUCUUCUCCUUCACGGCAAAGGUAACAGAAAUAUCCUCUUCUAUGGAUUGGAGUCGGACGACUUCAUAAAAUUUGGUGCGUUUGAAUCGUUGGAUUCUUGGAAGGACUUUGCGAUUGCGCCCAAGCGAGGAGUGGACGUGAUGAAGUGUGAGGUCUUGAGGGGAUAUGGAUCGUUGGACGGUGGCUACAUCCAGCCGGUAUCUCUUUGCGUUCCGAGACGGAAUAUGUCAGAGUUCCAAGAAGAGUUGUUCCCUCCUUGUUUUGCUGGCGAGCCGGCUGUCACCACUGAGGAGUGGUUUGGUGGCCAGACCGCAGCCCCAAUCCUGGCCUCCAUGUCUCCAGUGAAUGGCAUUUCUCCGUUCGCCCCCAAGCGGCCUCGUGACGUGAGGCGUCUGGAGUUUUCGAGAGAGCGGACCGCCAUACGGGAGACGUCCUCGGUGCUCAAGAAAGCACUCAGCGUCACAACCCAAAAUCUCGGCUCCCGAGUGAAGGAGCUAGAGACGAUCAUUGAAGACCAAUCCGAGGUCAUCCAAGGGCAGUCGGAAACCAUUCGAAAACAAGACAACAAGCUCUCUCGCCUCACCAAGGAACUGGCGACGACCAAAACACUACUCGAAGAGAAAGACCGGCUACUGGCCUCAUCCAG